Filobasidium floriforme is the source of this 1740-nucleotide messenger RNA. RefSeq names its product alpha-glucosidase. Bases 1 to 1740 code for a protein of 579 amino acids. Gene Ontology annotation, molecular function: alpha-amylase activity. NCBI's taxonomy places the organism in Eukaryota, Fungi, Basidiomycota, Tremellomycetes, Filobasidiales, Filobasidiaceae. Gene Ontology annotation, biological process: oligosaccharide catabolic process. The transcript is spliced from 6 exons. The record is from RefSeq and is a predicted model, not a curated record.
AUGAACGGCGACUCUCACCAGCACAAACGUACCUGGUGGAAGGAAGCCCUCAUCUACCAGAUCUAUCCUUCCUCGUUCUACGACUCGAAUGGGGAUGGUCUUGGCGAUAUCCCCGGGAUCAUCAGCAAGCUCGAUUACCUGAAAGAGCUCGGGGUGGAUGCCAUCUGGUUGAACCCGCAUUACAGCUCGCCGCAGUGUGAUAUGGGGUACGAUAUCUCGGACUACAGAGACAUUUACCCUCCUUACGGGACGCUUGACGACUGUUUCAAAUUCAUCGAAGAGUGCCACAAGCGUGAUAUCAAGGUCCUGUUCGACCUGGUCAUCAACCACUGCUCGGACGAACACAAAUGGUUUAAGGAAUCCCGUUCCUCGCUCGACAACCCGAAACGAAACUGGUUCAUGUGGCGUAAACCUAAAGGGUUCACCGACGAUGGAAAACCCAUCCCUCCGAACAAUUGGAGGGCGGCUUUCGGGGGUAGCGUUUGGGAGUGGGACGAGGGGACGCAGGAGUAUUAUCUGCACUUGUUUGCCGUCGGGCAGCCCGAUUUCAAUUGGGAGGAAGAAGAGGUCAGGAAGGCGCUGUACGAAGAGGCCAUCACUUUCUGGCUCGAGCGUGGGGUCGAUGGGUUCCGUAUCGACACCUGCAACAUCUACUCGAAGAACCUCGACUUCCCCGACGCUCCCGUUCUCGACCCUUCAGCUACUUACCAGCGAUCAGACACGCUCUGGACGAACGGUCCCCGGCUUAUGGAAUUCCUCAAAGAGAUGAACAAGGAGACGUUUUCCAAAUACGACGCCGUGGCUAUUGGGGAAUGGCCCAACACGCCGGACAUUACCAAGGUGCUGGAGGUGGUUUCGGCCGAGGCCAAGGUGGUGGAUAUGGUCUUCCAGUUCGACCACGUCUGCAUGGACUUCGGCAAGGUCUACAGGUUCUGGCCGAGGGAGUGGAAGUUGAGCGAGUUCAAAGGAUAUAUCGAUCAGUACCAGAAGGUGGUCGACAAGACGGACGGAUGGCAGACAACUUAUUUGGAGAACCACGACCAAGCGCGAUCGGUCUCCAGGUACUGCUCGGACGCUCCCGAAUACCGGGUCAACUCGGGAAAGUUGCUCUGCAUCUUCCUCAUGAGCAUGACCGGCUCGACCUUUGUCUACCAAGGUCAGGAGAUCGGUACCAUCAACUUGCCCAUGUCGAUCGGUCGAGAAGAAUACCUCGACUGCGAGACGACCGGGUUCUGGAAGGACAUGGACGAUUAUUACCCCAACGACGAAGAGGCACACGAAAAGGGACGAAGGGGUGCUCAGCUCAACGCACGAGAUCAUGGCCGAUUCCCCGUCCAAUGGGAUUCGUCUCGAAACGGAGGUUUCACCACGGCCGAGAAGCCAUGGAUGAUCGCCAACCCGGCGUAUACCGAGAUCAACGUGGCGGCUCAGAUCGAUGAUCCCAACUCGGUCUUGAGCUUUUACAAAAAGAUGAUCAAGUUCCGCAAGGAGAAGAAGGACUUGAUGAUCUACGGCUCUUUCCGCCUGCUCGAUCUGGAGAACGACCAGACGAUGAUUUACAUCAAGGAGCACGGCGAUUCUCAGGCGGUCAUCGUCCUCAACUUUACCAAGGAACAGGUGGCGUUCAAGCUGCCAGCCGAGCUCAAGGGAGAGGCCAAGCUAGCCAUCUCCAACUACAAGAACAGUUCGCUAGAGACGCUCGAGGCGUACGAGGGACGAGUCUACCUCGUCAACGCCUGA